UUUCGAACGGACGUUUGGAGUAGACUUUUUCUUUUUUCUUUAUUUUUGUGUUCAGUGCAAAGGUUUCGAGGGAAAAGGUUUAGUGUUGUGAUUUUUCUUUAAUGAGCUGGAUUGUCGACCCCGCAUUGAAAAGUACAGCGUUGAUAAACCCACUGCUAUCGAAAUCCAGGAUUCAAGCGACAUAAAUCCGUGGCGUUUGGAAAUCUCUACAAAAUAGAUGGCGUAGCAAUGCAGUGUAUUGUUUUCAGAUGAAUUUAAAAAAUAGGUUUAGAAAUAUAAUAAAAUUGAUAAAUUAAUCUGUGCAAAAAAACAAUAAAACCAAUAACUUAUUCUUAGAUAUAAGAAAGCGUGUAAAACAUGCAAUAAACAUUAUUAUGUGCAAGUAAAGUAGUAAAGAAUUAGGAUUCAAAAUGGCCGACAAUGAAGGACCUGUGACCGUCACCGAUUUGCCGAUGACUUUUCAAGUGAAAUAUCUAGGACAAAGCGACGCGCGAGGGCUAUGGGGUAUCAAGCAUACACGGAAACCAGUGGAUCUUAUGGUGGCAGCAGCUAAAGCACUACCUCCAGGUCAAAUUCUUCCCAUAGUAAAACUAACCAUUACGGUAGACGGAGUACACCUGGAAACUCACAACCAUGGGCCCCAUAAGGAUGAGUUUGAACACAUGGCUGUGUUUUUCAACAUCCAGUCAAUUUCGUACGGGGUCCAGGACCUGGUGUACACGAGGGUCUUCUCCAUGAUCAUUGUUAAGGAUAACGCUGAUGUUAAAGGAUUGAAUCCCUUCGAAUGUCACGCAUUUGUUUGCGAAUCCAGAAAUGCUGCAAGACGCCUCACUUACUCUUUGGCGGCCGCCUUCCAAGACUACUCGAGAAGGGUGAAGGAAAUGCAAGCGAAUCCAGAAUUGGAUGAAAGACCACCAAGCCUAAAGAAAAGAUUCGCCAUCGACCUCAGGACACCGGAGGAAAUAGAGGCGGAGUUAGAAACUGAAGCAUAGCGAACAAGUGAAACAAAAUAUAAGAAGCUCCUAUAAAUAUAAUAAGAAAAAGUAACCGUAUAAAAAAGGGCUAAAGGAAGUAGAAAACUGCAUCUCAGUAGAACUGAUUCCGAACUCUGUUAAACCUGGAAAAACAGCCAAAUACCGCAAAGGACGCGGCCAAUGGUUCAAAUCGUUUAAACCUAGGCCGACUAGAUUGCGUCCAGUGUGCGACGCAAUCUUUAACGUUCUGGUCUAACCGGCGUGGUUGCCGGUGUAAUUAUAAGGACAUUAGGUUGAUAAUUUUCCAUUCAAUUAUGACUAUAAUAAUGGGACAUGUCUCUUAAUUUUGAAGACGAAGCCUUACUGUAGCAGCUACAAAAGAAGAAAAACAAGAUAUUCACGUUUUUAAUAGCAGUUUAACCCGCGAGUUGAAAACCCAAGUGCCGAUGGCGCGGGACCCCGCUUUAGUUUUUCGUCAAUUCGCGUCCAACAAUUUAGUUGAAACAAUCGGCGUGAGCGAUUACCGUCCCGCGUUCCGCACGGGAUUUGCUUCAGUUUGAAUAGAGCUUAAGGUUUCACUUACAAGGAAGAUAUACUUUGACAACAGUUGCCCUUAAAUCCUAUUGAAAGCGUUAACAAAGAUGAAAUUUUUAUAAGAUAUAAAAGUGUUCUUUUUUGUAUUACCAUUUGAUAAUAGAUUGUUAUAAUAUACCUCAGUGUUAUAACCACAGGAUAUGACUGAAAUUUUACAAAUGUUACAGACUUUGAUAUAAUGCAUAUUAUUUAUAAAUUAAAAAAAUAAAAUCAUUUUUUCGAAACAGUCAUUUUUUCGGGACAAAAUACUUUUGAAUCAGCUACCGUGUACCGUGAUAGCCAAAUCAUCAAUUAUGAAGGUAGAUUUGGAAAAAUCAUGGGAGUCCCAAAAAUGACUCUACUAUUGAUAAAGUCCAACAUAAUAAUAUCUUGGAAAUGUAUACAUAAUAUAAUGGAAGUUUAGCUCUUUUUCCUAAUAAAUAUAUUUUGAAAUGUGUAAAUGUGUAUCUGACAUUUCAAAAAUAGUGCAAUGUUUAACUCCAAUGAUUCCAUUCGAUUCGAUUCGAUUCCAUUCCAUUGUAUUUUAUAAUUAAGUAUUUUUGUACAUUGAAGGUCAUUUGGAAAUGACUAUUAGGAUGCCUUAAAAUAAAUGUUUAUCACUACUUAACGGUAAUGAUCUGUGUCAUGUUUCGAUAUUAACACGACCUUAAAUGUAAACGCAGCGUAUCUUAUGCUUGUAACCGCUCAAUUUUUCAUGAUAACUUUGUACAGAUUGCUUUGUUGUUAAAAAAAGGAAGCGAUAAGAAAAUACCCUAUCGGCAUGGUACACUUUCCACCUUAACUGUAAACAUAGCCGAUGGUGUGGUUGUCAAUCGUAAUUUAUUAUGCAAACAUUGUAGUUUGCAUAAAAAGUACCCCAUCAGUAUAGUACUCCUUUACCAAUCUUUGUAUUUUUUAGACGCUAUGUAGUAUUACACUUUAGAAAAUAAGGUUUUGUAUCCCUAAGUUAACACUGUUGAUAGUUAUCGGUACAAAACAAUAUACAAUGCUUUGUUUGUAUUCGCCAUGUUUUAAAAAGAGAUGUCUCUUUUUAUAUGCUUUUUAAGCGGCUAGGUUUUAAUAUUGGCAUAGCGCAGUCUACCCUAAAUAUUUUUCAUACUCCCAUUUUAUCCCAUAGGGAUAAAUUUACCUACGUUUAGUCCAUUCUUUUAACUACCUGGUCCAGACAACCACAUUGCAUAUACGAUUUCAAUGGUAGGUGUAAUCAAAAAUGGGACCAGUGUUUUUUGUGAUUUAUGGAAGUGUUACAAACCAAAACUUACAAUAAUUAGGUUAAGGUUAGUAGUUAGUAUAGUUCACUUGAAUUUAAAUCUUUUUAAAAUAUACCGAUAUUAAUAGCAUCAUUCCCUUGCUCCUUUUUUACCUGACCGGUAGUGAAAACAUUAUUGUCAUAACUGUUUACUAUAAAAUGUGCAAAAUAAAAUAAAAAGAGAUUUUCUGUAUGCAUA
This is a messenger RNA of Pararge aegeria (speckled wood butterfly), 3016 nucleotides long. RefSeq lists its product as uncharacterized. The record is from RefSeq and is a predicted model, not a curated record. The transcript is spliced from 7 exons. The coding region runs from base 411 to 992 and encodes 193 amino acids. Lineage: Eukaryota; Metazoa; Arthropoda; Insecta; Lepidoptera; Nymphalidae.